GCAAAGGAUAAAAAUAAUAAGCAUAAAACACUGAAGCAUUGGAUUCCUCUUGCUCUAACCCCAUCAGUUCUUCACCACUCCCUUUUUCCAAGGUGAUUGUAACCAGCAAACAAAACUUCAGUCAACAAAUGCACUACAUAAGAGUUAAGGCAGACGUUUAACAAAAAGUAUAUUCCUAUUGUUUAAGAAUUUGGGUCCAGUUUAAAUAAGGAAAAACUUGCUAACUCCUACAGUGUAUUUGCUAAAGAGAUGGAAGGUUUGGGGGAGUUAAUUUGUCGGAACUGUAAGAUGGCAUUCCAUUCUAGUGCACUCUUGGAUAAACACAAGGCCAAAUUCUGCAUUGGCACAGACCUGAAAGACCCAAUGGCUCUAUGGAGACUAAGGCGAUUCACACAAACGGAAAAAGCAGCUGUGAAGACGGUGCAUCCUACAAGGGCAAGGACUCCUGAUUUAAUUAUUAUAAAGGAACAGAGAAAUCAUCAAAUGGAUGAGAGAGAGAGUGCACAGGGCAAUGUUUCUGAGAAUACUGCUCUAAACAAACUCACUGAAGAGUUUCAAAAACUCAGGAUGUCUUUUGAACAAAACCUGCCCAGAAGACAGACAGAGUUGUCUGAGGAGCAGGCCUCACUCCAGCAAAGAGCUGAUGAGCAGAGGGCUCUUCAUGAGCAGAAACUGGCUGAAAUUAGGGCACACAACCAUCACCUGGAGAAGCAGAGACAGGAAAUAGAAGAGCAGCUUGCCGAGCUGGCAGGACGGGAGAGGACGGUUCAUCUUGAGGAAGUGCUGCAAGAACUAAGGCAUCAGGAACAGAGGAAUGAGGAGGUGCUGCAUCAGCUUAGUUCUCACAUCAACUCAAAGAAGGGGCCCAAUCCAAAUGAAGUCCCCUCUAACCCACCAGAGGAAAAGAAGACACAACAUGUUACUUUUGACUUGAUCUCUUCUGUGGAUGGACCUCUCUCUGCUCAGAUAAGAGCCUUGCGCCUGGCAUACAUGCAGUCUGGUGGUUCUGAUCCAGAGGUUCUGGCCCACAUGCAUGACCUUCAGGCAGAGGCUCUUACACUGGAACAGGCAAAACAUAAAGCUGAAGGCAAGACAAAAGAAAGAAGGAUGAAGUCUCCUCACAGAGUGCUGGACCCUGAUAUUCUUACUGUGGAGCAGGAGAACCAAAGGCUUGAGGAGGAGAUCUUCAGAAUCCAGCUGGCCAGGGAGAAGCACAAAGGAGAGCACGGGCUCAUUGACAUUCAAACGGACCACAUCCAUCAAAUGGCUAGUCUCCAAGCUGAGAUCGCCUUUUUAAGAAGAGAAAUAGAGAAGGGCAGAGAGAGAAGACCACGCCAUCCUCAAACUCCUCUGCAGGUUUUUCCUUCUCUGCCACUGGAUCAGAGUUCAAAACAGCCUUCGUUGAUGGGUUCCCAUGUAAUUGAUCCAAUGGAAACCCUUGGUCAUGCUCCUUAUGAUCCUGUGGCUGGCUUUGUGAUCUUCUAUGACCUGGUGAUGGGCGUAGAAGCUACUUUGAGAUCCGUGCGUUUAUUGGCAGGGUUAUAUUUUAAUGGACAGAAGUUGGGACAAACCAAUCCAAUGCCUCCUGUGCAGUGCCAGCCUGCAGGGCCAUUGCUGUCCUCCAAGAGUCCUGGAAACUAUGCCAUUCUAGCUGUUAAGCAACCUGUGCCAAGAGUACAGCCAUCUCCAGAUCUCUCUUUGGUCAUAGAGAUCCAGACUUCUAAAAGUCUGAAUUUGUUCAACCAUGAAACUGAGGGCUUGGUGGCUUAUGGCUGGGCUAAGCUUGAUCUCUUUGACCAGCACAACCAGGUUCACAGUGGUCACUGGAGGCUUCCCUUCCACUCUCUCCCAGUUCAAGCAUCUUUGAGUCCAGAUCAACUGAAUUCUGUGCCACAACUGGCUAAUAUGGAACUUUGUCUUCGGGUAGCAAAUGCACAUGAUGGAGAUCUGCAGACCCUUGCAAAGAUUGACCCCAACAACACCAGCCAAUAUAAAUACAUAUCCACGGUGGUCUCAAACGCAAUCUUGGCAAACCAAGAACCAUGUAACACACUGCAACCCUCAUCCAAUCCAUUGCCUUCAUCACUGCCACCCACAGAUCACGUGGAAGAGACCAAUUAGAGGCAAACUGGGGUGCGUUUCCCAAAUGUUACUAAUAGAGUUAAAUGGAACUAAUAGGACCAUAGUUAACCAACGAUGCUGUUGAAAAACAGACCCCAGCAUAGUUAAAAUUAACUACCAUACAAAUAAAGCCAGUGUUGUAAACUAAAAUAAUUUGUCUUUCAAGUGACUACAAGCAGAUUCUGUCUGACAUGUGUUAUGAACUGUAUUUAAGAUAUUAAUAAUUUUCUUGUCUUUUACUUGCAUACUUCAAAGACUUUGGCUUCCCAGUGACUUGGCAACAGUUUUAUACAAAAGCUUAUAACGGUCACACCAAACCAAAAGAGUGACAUUGUACAGCUAAUAUUACAGCCAUUAUCACAAGUUUAUUACAAAAUUUCCACCCAUUGAAUUUCCAUGAUUCCACUUGCGCUUGGGCUAUAUUUGAAGUGGAGCAUUCUUUGAAACAAAAAUGUAAAGAUAUU
Labeo rohita (rohu) is the source of this 2585-nucleotide messenger RNA. It is a transcript of the gene ccdc17, whose product is annotated as coiled-coil domain containing 17. The transcript has 14 exons. Bases 250 to 2121 code for a protein of 623 amino acids. The record is from RefSeq and is a predicted model, not a curated record. NCBI's taxonomy places the organism in Eukaryota, Metazoa, Chordata, Actinopteri, Cypriniformes, Cyprinidae.